AUGGCAUCUCAACAGGCUCGGGAGUGGAUGGGUAUUCAGCAGUUUCCAAUUGCUACCCAGAAUGCACUAUACGGGUUGCUAAGUAAAUUGAAGCAAGAGGAUGUGAACUCUCUUACUAUUCUUGUUAUUGGAAAAGACGGUGUGGGAAAGUCUUCAACAGUUAACUCUCUUGUUGGGGAAAGAGUAGUUGCUGAGGCAAUGCGACCUGUAUUAUGUUCAAGGUCAAGAGCAGGUUUUACAUUAAAUAUAACUGACACACCAAGGUUAAUAGAAGGUGGUUUUGUAAACGAUCAUGCUCUCGACCUUAUAAAAAGGUUUCUGACAAACAAGAUUAUUGAUGUCCUUCUUUAUGUGGAUCGGUUGGAUAGUUAUCGAGUUGAUAACUUGGAUAAACAAAUUAUCAAGGUCAUUUCUGAUACUUUUGGAAAACAAAUAUGGCAGAGAAGCCUGGUGGUCUUUACACAUUCUCAGCUCUCUCCUCCAAAUGGCUUAAGUUAUGCUGACUUUGUUAAAAGGAGAUCAACUGCAUUGCAUAAUGCAAUUCUUGAAGCAGCUGGGUUCAAGAAUUCUGAUAUCCAAGUGACUUACAAUCAUAUUAUGGAUGCAAAUAUAUUUUUUGAUUCCCAUGGUUGA
This is a messenger RNA of Cryptomeria japonica (Japanese cedar), 633 nucleotides long. RefSeq names its product translocase of chloroplast 34, chloroplastic-like. NCBI's taxonomy places the organism in Eukaryota, Viridiplantae, Streptophyta, Pinopsida, Cupressales, Cupressaceae. The coding region runs from base 1 to 633 and encodes 210 amino acids. The record is from RefSeq and is a predicted model, not a curated record. Gene Ontology annotation, molecular function: GTP binding. The transcript has 4 exons.